Molecule: messenger RNA, 2598 nt
Organism: Ochlerotatus camptorhynchus
Lineage: Eukaryota; Metazoa; Arthropoda; Insecta; Diptera; Culicidae
Exons: 5
Coding region: 1-2598 (865 amino acids)
Source: RefSeq, a predicted model, not a curated record
AUGCUGAUUGGUUCGAACAACGCUGGUCUGAUUGUACCUCUGAAGACGGUGCAAUACUCACUGAACGGUUUGCAGUUGACUCGGUGCCAUCUGGGUUGGACGAUUCACGGAGUAAUUGAACCGAACGCUGCUGGAUCAAACGAUCAUCAUGCUUUCCUGAUGUGUUCUGAAGACGAUGACACCGAGCUAACGGAUCUGAUGAAGCAGAUGUACAAGGUGGAAGACUUUGGCAUCACUGGUCAGUCCCCGAAGAUACCAGACGAAGAUCAACGUGCACUGGAUAUAAUGAACCGUACAAUCACGCGACAACAGAUCUACAAGUACAAUAACUUCGCUUUUCCGGAUAGCAAGCCACAUGCACUGCGUCGACUUCAGAUCACCGAGAAGAAGAUGGAUACCGAUCCUGAUUUCGCUGAUAACUACUGUAGUAAGAUCCAGGACUACGUGGAGAAGGGAUAUGCUCGAAAACUGGAGCCUGAAAUCGUGGUAACUGCCGAUAAGUUCCGAUUGGUUAUGGACGCCAAGGCCAAAUCUCACGGAUUUUCGUUGAACGAUCUGCAACUGAAAGGUCCUGAUUUCGUUCCCGCAUUGAUUGCGAUCCUGAUGCGCGCUAGGAAGAAGAAGAUUGCUUUUCAUCAUCAAGUCAUCAUACCCCCCCCUCCCAGCGUAUACAUUAUGAUGGUGAUGAUAUUUGGCGCUGUGUCUUCUCCUUCGAUGGCACAAUUCAUCAAAAACUUCAAUGCAAUGGAACUGGAAGAAAAGUACCCUGGCAUUGCACGAGCUGUGCUGGAACAACACUACGUCGAUGACUAUUUUGAUUGCGCGCACACGGAGGAACAAGCCAUUGAACUGGUGCAGCGAGUGGUGAAGGCACACGAUCACGGAGGAUUCAAACUGGUGAAAUUUGCAUCGAACUCUGAAACUCUUCUGGAUUCGCUUGACCCUUCUUUGGUAGUCGAGAAGAAAGGAAGUGACACUCGUGUACUCGGUAUCAGGUGGGAUCUUCUUUCAGAUGAAUUUGUGUUCCCGCUGGAUUUUCCAAAACUGGAUGAGAACUUCCGUACUGGUGGCACGGUGCCUACCAAACGGCAGCUGCUGAAGUUUAUGAUGAGCAUCUUCGAUCCAUUGUGUUUGCUCAGUCCGAUUACGAUACACCUGAAGAUUAUGUUCCAAGAACUGUGGCGGUUGCAAUCCGGAUGGUUCGACGAAAUUCCUGAUAGCCUGGUCCCGAAAUGGAUGGAGUGGUUGAGCGAAACUGCUAAGCGUGUUGCGAGGUGUUACUUCCCGGAGGUAUCGUCCUUUGUCGGUGCUGAGCUGCAUGCUUUCUGUGACGCAAGCGAUAAGGCUUUUGCAUGUGUGAUUUACAUGGUUCAUCGUCGAAACGGUAAGUCACACGUUGCAUUGGUGUAUGCCAAGGCAAGAGUUGCUCCACUGAAAUCAUCGACGGUACCACGACUUGAACUUCAAGGGUGUGUUCUUGCAAGUCAAAUGAUGAAGGUAGUUCAAGACGAACUAAAAAUAGAAGUGAAUAUGCAGUACUUCUGGACCGAUUCUAAAAUCUGCUUGAGUUGGUUGAAGACGAGUCAGAAGCUCACGGCGUAUGUUGGUUCUCGUGUCAUAAAAAUUAAGGAGAAUGGUCAUGGAGUUGAUCUGUGGCAUUGGGUUCCAUCACAGCUGAACGUAGCUGAUUUGGCUACGAAGUCCUCCAAGUUUGGUUGUAUGCAGGAAUGGUUGAAAGGUGCUGACUUUCUGUAUCGGGAUAGGCCGAACAAUGAACCGCUAGAGAUGUCCUCGUCUGAGUUGAUAAAUUUCCAUACCGAAGUGAUUGCUGAUGUUUCCGUGGAUCCGAUGUGUUGUACCGUGGUUGAAGUUGAGUUGGUUGACCUUCCCGAUAUUGAGAGGUUCUCUGAUUUCAAUCGCUUGAUUAGAUCUACUGCGUACUACCUGAAAAUGCGAAAGAUUUUAGCACUGCCAAAGUGUAAAAAGCCUAGAUGUUUGACAAUCUUCGUGAACGACAUGGAUGAAGCUAAGAGUGCCUGGUACAGGAAGGUACAGUCGCAAAUUUUCUGUGAAGAUUUGCGCAGUCUGAAGCAGACCGGAUUCGUGAAAAGCAAUAGUCGUUUGAAAACAUAUUCGCCGUUUCUGGAAAACGGAAUCAUCCGUAUGCGAGGUCGUGUGCAGGAUGAUGGAAAGUCGUUUGAAGUGAACAAUCCUGUGAUUCUUCCUGACAACCACCAGUUUUCAACUCUACUGAUUCGUAUGUACCAUAUCGCCAACGCACAUCAAGGCAUGGAGACCGUUGUUAACAAUAUCAAGGAACGGCACCGUAUCCUGAAGAUUCGCUCACAGGUAAAGAAGAACACGAUGUCCUGUGUCAAGUGUCCCUCGUUCCGUCCGGAGUUGAUCAGAAGCCGCAAGUGGCCGGACAGCAGGAAUUACCACGAUUAUCACGUCGGUGAUCUAGUGAUGAUAGUGCACGAAUCGCUACACCGAGGAAGCUGGCCGAAAGGAGUUGUAGAGAAGAUCUACCAAGGACCGGAUGGAAAGGUGAGAAAACACCCGGCCGUCAACGACCAGGACGAUUCUUACACCUUCUAA